ACCAUGGGCAACGUGAAGUGACUAUAUAAACCCGUCAAGUUCACUCCAUCAGUCAUCAACUACCCCUGCUAGUCUCCACAUCUCCAGUCAAACCAUCAGUGAAGUUGAGACUUGAACGUACCAUGUCUGCAGCCAAGCGUUUGCCUCUGACUCUGAUACUGAUUCUCUGGGCUGCAGUGUGUGUGGUUCACACACAGGACAUCAAGAUGUGUGGCAGAGAGCUGGUGCGCCUGGCUGUCUCAACCUGUGGGAACUCACGACUGAGGAGAAGUGUCCUGGAUAAAGACCUGGCUCCAUAUCAGCUCACUCCUAACUUGGACGAGGUCUCCACAGAAGAAGCUGCAGGAGCAUCAGAGAUGAUUCAACUCUCUUCAGAGACUGAUGAGGACGCAGACGUCCCGUCCCUGGUUCCUCACUGGUACCCAGUGUCUCCUAGGAUCCGCCGUGCUUCUGGAAGAAUAUCUGAUAUUUGCUGUGAAAAAGGCUGCAGCAUGAGAGAGCUGAUACAGAUCUGCUAGGUUCACUUACUCAUGUGUUGACUCUGUGACUUGACAGCACGUUUAAAAGAAAGUUAAAAAUGGUAAAAAAAUAAAAUAAUGAAAAAGUAGUUGUGUUCUGUGUUCUGGUCAACACAACGCAUUAGUCAAUAGAUUAGACAAGAACUACAGUAAAUAGAUAUUUAAUAAAUUAUUUCACACUUAUUUCAACUUGUUGGUCAUUUUUUGCAUA
Messenger RNA from Cynoglossus semilaevis (tongue sole), 729 nucleotides. RefSeq names its product insulin-like 3 (Leydig cell) (gene insl3). Bases 123 to 518 code for a protein of 131 amino acids. NCBI's taxonomy places the organism in Eukaryota, Metazoa, Chordata, Actinopteri, Pleuronectiformes, Cynoglossidae. Gene Ontology annotation, molecular function: hormone activity; G protein-coupled receptor binding. The transcript has 2 exons. Gene Ontology annotation, cellular component: extracellular region. Gene Ontology annotation, biological process: adenylate cyclase-inhibiting G protein-coupled receptor signaling pathway. The record is from RefSeq and is a predicted model, not a curated record.